This is a messenger RNA of Prosopis cineraria, 1758 nucleotides long. Its product is annotated as probable aminotransferase ACS12. The record is from RefSeq and is a predicted model, not a curated record. Bases 212 to 1696 code for a protein of 494 amino acids. Gene Ontology annotation, molecular function: pyridoxal phosphate binding; aromatic-amino-acid:2-oxoglutarate transaminase activity; L-aspartate:2-oxoglutarate transaminase activity. The transcript is spliced from 4 exons. Gene Ontology annotation, biological process: biosynthetic process; amino acid metabolic process. Lineage: Eukaryota; Viridiplantae; Streptophyta; Magnoliopsida; Fabales; Fabaceae.
UGUAUAAAUGAGCCAACGUGAUUGUAAUUUAUAACCACAGGGCGAAACGUUACUUUCCUUUGCUGAAGAAUCGAUCGAAUUUUCUGAAUUCUACUACACACGUCUCUUCUACAUUGCCGAUGGCCUCACCGGCGAUCCAUUUUCUGCUUCCGGCGGUGAGGAUGCUGAGUCCGUGACCGUGGCCUGAAUCCGGAUCAUCCGAGCGGCGGCCAUGAGACUCGUGGUGCCUCUCCAAGGUGUUGUUCAAGGCAGAGGGGGCCUCCUUCUGGGCUCUCUGAUCCCCUGCGCUCUCUUCUACUUCCUCCAGCUCUAUCUCAAGCGGCACCGUUCCGAUGGAUCUUCCCGGAUUCCUCUAUCUCCUCCGCCAUCGGAGAUCCCACCAACGACCAGUGUUCAAGUGUCAAACCUCGCGAAUUUUCUUGCGGAAUUUGAUGAUUCGCCGGAUGACAUUGGGUUGCAGAGCCUGGCUCAGGAUUCUUAUGAUCAUGAUAGAUUCACUAAUCCAGAUAAGAUGAUUCAGCUGAGCUCGUCCGAGAACAAGCUCUGCUUGGAUCUAAUUGAGAAGUGGUUAUCAGAGAACUUGAAGAAAUCGCUAGUGGGGACUGAUGAUUUCACUCUAAGUGUCAAUGGGAUUGCAACUUAUCAACCAUUUGAUGGAUUGGAGGAAUUGAAAAUGGCCAUGUCAAAUUUUAUGUCUCGGGUGAUGGGAGGGAUGGUGAAAUUGGACCCAUCAAAUAUGGUGCUUACUUCUGGAGCUACUCCUGCUAUUGAGAUGCUAUCUUUCUGCUUGGCAAACCAGGAAGAUGCUUUUCUUGUCCCGGCACCUUAUUAUCCAGGUUUCGACAAGGAUGUGAAAUGGCGAGCCAGAGUAAACCUUAUACCAGUUCACUGUCAAAGCGAGGACAAUUUCACUCUAAGCAUCGCUACUCUUGAAGAAGUUUACCGUCAAGCUGAGAAACGCGGAGUCAAAGUUCGGGGACUUCUCUUUUCCAACCCUGCAAAUCCUGUAGGCAAUCUGCUGACACAGGACAUGCUCAAAAGUCUGGUGCACUUUGCUAAAAAUAAAAACAUCCAUAUCAUCGCUGAUGAAGUACUUGCAGGAUCAGUAUAUGAAGGAGAAAAGUUCGUGAGCUUAGCUGAAGUUCUUGAUUCAGAAGGUCUAGAUAAGAAUCGAGUUCAUAUAAUAUAUGGCCUCUCAAAAGAUCUAUCACUUGCAGGCUUUAGAGUAGGGGUUAUAUAUUCAUUUAACAACACUGUUCUGGCUGCUGCUAGGAAGUUAAGUAGGUUUUCUUCUAUAUCUGCUCCUACACAGAGGUUAGUUAUUUCAAUGCUUUCAGAUAACAAAUUUAUCCCGGAGUAUUUUGAAACUAAACAGAAGAGAAUAAGACAAGUGCGUGAUGAACUUGAGGCCGGUUUAAGUCAUCUAGGAAUCAAGUGUGCAAAGAGCAGUGCUGGUUUGUACUGUUGGGCCGAUAUGAGAGGAUUGUUAAGGAAACCUCAUAAUGAGAGAAGAGAACUUGAGUUAUGGAAGAAGUUUAUAAGUGUUUCUAAGAUCAUUAUAACUCCUGGAUCAGCCUGUCAUUGUAUUGAACCAGGAUGGUUUGGAAUUUGUUUUUGUGAACUAACUUCAGAAAACAUUCCUGUAAUUAUUGAAAGGAUUAGGAAAGUUGUUGAAACUUGUAAAUCUUCCUGUUAAAGGUCCCUUAUUAUUUUUCAUCAACAUUAAUAAAGCCAUCUACAUAUAUGCAUGUUCAAGCA